Molecule: messenger RNA, 1569 nt
Organism: Monomorium pharaonis (pharaoh ant)
Lineage: Eukaryota; Metazoa; Arthropoda; Insecta; Hymenoptera; Formicidae
Exons: 1
Coding region: 1-1569 (522 amino acids)
Biological process (GO): DNA integration
Molecular function (GO): nucleic acid binding
Source: RefSeq, a predicted model, not a curated record
AUGGCGGAUGAAGAUGAAUGGCCCGCAAACUUGGUUGAAGAAAUCGUAGUGCCGGAGCAGCGAUCAACUGUUAACUUGCAAACUGCUAUAUUGGCCGAUUUUGUUGAGAUUUACCGAUUUUCAUCAGUAUUCCUAUUAACAAGAGUAAUAGCAUAUUGCCUGAGCUUCGUACACAACUGUCGCAAGAAAGAGAAACGAACAGGAUCUAUCACAACAGAAGAACUGCGGGAAGCAACGAAUUGCGUGAUUCUGGCGGUACAAGCGAACGCUUUUGCUAAUGAAUUGUAUAAUUUGCGUGACGGCAGACCUCUGCACUCAAAAAGUAGAAUUUUGGCAUUGAAUCCGUUUAUAGAUAACGUGGGAAUAUUGCGAGUGGGUGGAAGACUUCAAAAUGCUGAUAUGAGAUAUGCUCGGAAGCAUCCCAUAUUACUUCCCAAUAAUAAUCAUUUUACUAAAUUAAUUUUUAAAUAUGUCCAUAUUAGUAAUUAUCAUUGUGGUGUUCAAGCUACAUUAUACGCUGUUAGACAGAAUUAUUGGGCAGUUAGAGGAAAGGACAUCGCUAAGUAUACUGUUCGUACUUGUAUGAGAUGCUUUCGAUUUGCAACACCCGCACCGAAGUAUCAAAUGGGAAAUUUACCGAUGGAUAGACUAGUGAGCGAUCGCCCGUUCGAGAAGGUUGGUGUCGACUAUUGUGGCCCUUUUUAUAUAAAGGAGAAGCGUUAUAGAAAUAAGACUAAAAUCAAGGUUUAUGUGGCCGUAUAUAUUUGUUUUACUACGAAGGCUGUUCAUUUGGAGGUCGUUUCUGAUUUAACUACAGAAGCGUUUAUUGCCAGUUUGCGACGAUUUUUUGCCAGGCGUGGGAAGGCCAGAGUAAUUUAUUCUGAUAAUGCAACUAACUUUACCGGAGCAAAUAAUGAAUUAAAAGAUUUGCAUAAAUUAUACAAUUCAAAGGAACAUAUUGAUAACCUUCAGCGGUUUUGUGUCAACAGGGGAGUCAAAUGGAAUUUUAUACCGCCACGUUCACCGCAUUUUGGCGGAUUAUGGGAGGCCGCGGUGAAGGGUUUUAAGCAUCAUAUGCGUCGAACACUCGGUGAAGCAUUAUUUACAUUUGAAAAAUUUAACACAUUUGUAAUUGAAAUAGAAGGUGUAUUGAAUUCGCAACCGCUCACUGCUCUGUCCUCGGAUCCAAAUGAUUGCUUGGCCUUGACGCCUGCACAUUUUUUGAUAGAAACGUCGUUGGCAGAUAUUCCUGAAGUCGAUCUCACGAAUGUGCCCACUAACAGAUUGUCUAUAUGGAGGUAUAUACAAAAAAUUAAGCAAAACUUUUGGCGUCGCUGGAGCAAGGAGUAUUUAAACGAGCUGCAACAGCGAACCAAGUGGUUGAAUUCACACGCCUCAUGUAUUAAACCAGGAAUCUUAGUUCUUAUUAAAGAUGGCAACACUGCUCCUUUGCAAUGGUCGAUGGGCAGGAUAGUGGCCGUGCAUCCGGGAGACGAUAACAUUGUGAGAGUGGUUACCGUAAAGACUCAGAAUGGUACAUAUAAGCGAAAUGUAAGAGCUCUCAAGUGA